AUUCUCCCCUUACGGGGGCCUCCUCAUGAAAACUGAUUAUUCAACUUGGAGGGGUAAAUGACCAGAGAUAGGUUUUAGCUCUCAAGUCGUUUACUGUAAAACUUGAUGUUAAACAGCUGAGAUUGAUGAAUAGACUAUGUUGUGCAAACAAACAAUAGACAAACAACUCAUGAAGUCAACCUACAGCAUGAAAUUAACACAUUGAUCAUGCAAAGUUUAAGGUUCAAAAAAAAAAAGAAAUAGAGAAGACAACUUGGGAAGAAAAAGAAUAUAUUGAUACUAAUUGCCAUGGAUGAGGAUGGUGCUGACAAGCAGAACGGAAUAAGACUCCCUGCUACAACUGGUCCCCGGCCCUAUAAAUGUGAUGUAUGUCAGAGGUCAUUCAGGGAGGUGGCCACCCUCAGAAAACACGAACAGCUGCACCGCGCCGAUCGUCCGUACGUCUGUCAGACCUGCGGAAAGUCCUUCUUGUGGUCGUCGAAUCUCAAAGUUCAUGAACGAGUACAUACUGGGGAGAGGCCUUACAAAUGUAAAAUAUGCCACAGGUGCUUCACACAGUCCAAUGAUUUAAGACGACAUGAAAGAAAUGUCCACAUGAGGGGAAAGUUGACCAACUAUCGGAAUCCAAUCGCUCCGUCAAACCGUAACACGAGUCAGAUGAAUCUGGCCACGUACCAGGCCUUUGCCAUGCAGCAGAGGGCCCUGUUACACCACGCCCUGACCUACGAGAGUCUGAUGCAGAGUGCUGUGGUCACACAAGCGAGAUUGAUGCAGGCUGGAGGUUCCACUGUUUCGUUGCCUUCGAUGAGCGCCCCGUCGGACACCAGCGUGUCUACCUCAUCAGAUUCCCAUCAGCGCCGCCUGGCGGGGUCCCCCGACUCCAUCAAACUGGAACAGGUCACACCCCCAUCUUCACCCAACAGAGAGCGCUCACUCUCUAACCCCGGGCUGGUGAACUCCUCUGCAGUGGGCGGGGACCAGUUGUACAUGGCUCCAAGAUCCAACAGCACCUCAGCUCUAAAUGCAGGUUUACUGCAUUCACCUCCUGCACUGUCGACUUCCACCUAUUCGGGAUAUGCGGCUGGCAGUAACUCAGUCAAUGGAAGUCCACCCGCCCUUGCCCAAGUCACUGCCACUAUGUCUCCUACACUGUCUGCAUACAAGUUGUCAUUUGAAUCUGCCUCGAGCUCAAGUCUACCUCACUCAGCCCUGAGACGACUACCUCCAAUAUCAUCUAUUUAUAGUAACCACCUGAAUACCUCAGUCACUGACAACAAAGUCAUUGACCUCAGCAUGAAGUCCACAAGCAGCGGGGAGUCCGAGGAUGGCGACUGGAAGUCACGCAUCAUCGCCGAGCAUUUCAAGCGUGAAGAGACGAGCCUCAUCGCUUCAAAGAGUCCCCCCGUCUCGGAAACGGAGAGCGAUGAAAAACGGGACGUGACAACCACAUCCAUUACACCAACAGGGGACUCGGGAAUCCAUCACUGUCCUCACUGUAACAUCUUCUUUCACGACUUCACGAUGUACCACCUCCACAAGAGUCUACAUUCGCCGCUGGACAACGAUCCGUUCCGAUGUCCUUCCUGUCAGAAGCAUUGUCAGGACCGCAUAGAAUUCAUGUUCCAUAUUGUUUGGCAUGUGAAGUAUCCACACACCAUCCCUAACUAUGAGCCUUUUAAGGAGGAGUACCAGACUUAAACUGGUUCUCUUACAGUGGAUAGACGUAAGCAUAAUGAUGAACCUCAAUAGAAGUGCAAUACAUCAUCCUCAUCCACUUGGUAACCUUCCUAGAAGUUCAAAGAUCACUUUGGAAACCUUUUAAGGUGUACAGCCUUCACUCCUGAACCUUCCUUGAAGUUCAGAGUUGAUAGCUUUUGGAGUUCCGAGUUCACUUCUUUGAACUUUGGAUCAAGUCAGGUUAAGGGAGAUAAUCCCCUCUCUCUAUGUUUAAUCAUGUAUCUGUAAUACAAAGAGAUCUCGCUACAUGUAGUCUGGUGUGUAAUGGACAACACCAGCGGAAUCGUCUCUCGAUGUUUGACCUAUUUAAAUGUAAUCUUGAUAUGUGAAAACUUUUUACCUUAGUGCUUGUAAUUGAAGAAUUUUUGUUGAAUUUCAUAUAUGUGUAUCCAAUUUUUUUGACAAAAAUCAUUCAUGGUAUAUUUUUGAAUUGAUUUAUAUUUCUACUUAUCCCUUCCCAUUUAAAAAAAAGUAUUUUAUCAAAAUACAAACAGUAAAUCCAUAACAUGGGGAGAUUUUUGUUCAAUUAAAAAAGUUUUAAGGGUUUUGCAUUUUAAUAGCUCAUUGGGACAUCCAUAUUGAA
Saccostrea cuccullata (small rock oyster) is the source of this 2320-nucleotide messenger RNA. RefSeq names its product zinc finger protein 236-like. The transcript has 7 exons. The record is from RefSeq and is a predicted model, not a curated record. Lineage: Eukaryota; Metazoa; Mollusca; Bivalvia; Ostreida; Ostreidae. Gene Ontology annotation, biological process: regulation of transcription by RNA polymerase II. Gene Ontology annotation, molecular function: RNA polymerase II cis-regulatory region sequence-specific DNA binding; DNA-binding transcription factor activity, RNA polymerase II-specific. Bases 289 to 1698 code for a protein of 469 amino acids.